This is a messenger RNA of Lathyrus sativus (Indian pea), 4356 nucleotides long. Lineage: Eukaryota; Viridiplantae; Streptophyta; Magnoliopsida; Fabales; Fabaceae. The record is from the annotation of a GenBank genome assembly.
AUGGAAGGUGGUGAACUACGAGUGGUGAGUGGACGCAUUGGAAGCUCAAGCAUAUGGAGAAGUGGUGCAGCUGAUGUGUUUUCCGGAUCUUCGCGAAGGGAGGACGACGAACAAGAGCUUCAAUGGGCUGCUAUUGAGAAGCUGCCAACCUAUCUACGCAUGACUAGAGGCGUACUCGCGGAAUCGCAAGGUCAACAACCUAUAGAGAUUGAUGUCAACAAACUUGGUCCGUUACAGAGGAAGAAUUUAGUUGAGAGACUAGUUAAGAUUGCUGAGGAUGAUAAUGAGAGGUUCUUGUUGAAGCUAAGAGAGCGUAUUGAUCGGGUUGGACUUGAAUUUCCGACGAUUGAAGUCCGUUUUGAGCACUUGAAUGUUGAAGCGGAAGCUCAUGUGGGAAGCAGGGCUUCGCCGACAAUCAUCAACUUCUCCAUUAAUUUGUUUGAGGGCUUCAUUAAUUUUCUUCACCUUAUCCCCAGUCGAAAGAAGCCGUUGACUGUCCUUCAUGAUGUUAGUGGAAUCAUCAAGCCGAAAAGAAUGACACUGCUCUUAGGUCCUCCAAGUUCCGGUAAGACUACAUUAUUGUUGGCACUGGCCGGAAGACUCGGUAAAGAUCUAAAAUUUUCGGGUAGAGUUGCAUAUAAUGAUCAUGGGAUGGAAGAAUUUGUACCGCAGCGAACAUCAGCUUAUAUAAGUCAAACUGAUUUGCACAUAGGAGAAAUGACAGUCAGAGAAACAUUGGCCUUUUCAGCUAGGUGUCAAGGGAGAGGAACUCGUUACGAUAUGCUUGCAGAAUUAUCAAGAAGAGAAAAGGCUGAAAACAUUAAGCCAGAUCCUGAUCUUGAUAUUUAUAUGAAGGCUGAAGCACUAGAAGGCCAAGAAACCAACAUAGUUACAGAUUAUAUAAUUAAGAUUUUGGGUCUAGAUGUUUGUGCUGAUACCAUGGUAGGGGAUGGAAUGAUUCGAGGUAUUUCUGGCGGACAAAAAAAACGAGUCACGACUGGUGAGAUGCUAGUUGGCCCAGCAAGAGCGCUUUUCAUGGAUGAAAUAUCAACUGGCUUGGACAGUUCCACAACAUUCCAAAUGAUUAACUCACUACGACAAUCCAUUCACAUUCUGAAUGGAACAGCUCUCAUCUCUCUUCUGCAGCCAACACCUGAAACUUACGAGUUAUUUGACGACAUAAUUCUCCUCUCAGACGGCCAAAUUGUGUAUCAAGGUCCAAGGGAAAAUGUCCUUGAAUUCUUUCAACACGUUGGUUUCAAAUGUCCAGAGAGGAAAGGAGUAGCAGACUUUUUACAAGAAGUAACGUCAAGAAAAGAGCAAGAACAGUACUGGGAAAAUAAAGAUGAGCCAUAUAACUUCAUCAGUGUUAGAGAAUUUGCUGAAGCAUUUCAGUUAUUUCAUGUUGGUCAAAAACUCGGUGACGAACUUGCUACUCCAUUUGAUACCUCCAAAGGCCACCCUGCUGUUUUAACAAAAAACAAGUAUGGUGUGAGCAAGAAAGAACUCUUAAAAGCAUGUGUGUCCAGAGAACUUUUACUUAUGAAAAGGAAUUCUUUUGUGUAUAUUUUCAAGAUGUGGCAGUUGAUUUUCACUGGCAUCGUAACAAUGACAAUGUUCCUACGAACCGAGAUGCAUAGGAAUACAGAAACAGACGGCGGGAUCUAUAUGGGUGCUCUAUUCUUCAUACUAAUUGUAAUUAUGUUCAAUGGAUACUCGGAGUUAUCGAUGUUCAUCAUGAAACUCCCAGUUUUCUAUAAGCAAAGGGACCUUCUUUUUUUCCCUGCUUGGGCAUACUCUUUGCCUACAUGGAUCCUCAAGAUUCCUAUAAGUUUUGUAGAAGUUGGUAUUUGGGUGGUGUUGACCUACUAUGUUAUAGGAUUUGAUCCAUCUUUUGAAAGGUUUAUCAAACAGUACUUUUUGCUAGUUUGUAUCAACCAGAUGGCAUCUGCACUUUUUCGAUUUAUUGGCGCAGUUGGGAGAAAUAUCAUUGUCGCAAACACAGUUGGAUCAUUUGCUUUGCUUGCAGUUAUGGUCAUGGGUGGAUUUAUCCUAUCGAGAGUUGAUGUGAAGAAGUGGUGGUUAUGGGGUUACUGGGUCUCACCAAUGAUGUAUGGACAGAAUGCUAUAACUGUGAAUGAAUUCCUUGGAAAGAGUUGGUCCCAUAUUCCACCUGGUUCAACAGAACCAUUAGGAGUGCAGAUUUUGAAGUCUCGCGGGAUUUUCCCUGAAGCAUAUUGGUAUUGGAUUGGAGUAGGAGCUUCCAUCGGGUACAUCUUACUAUUCAACUUCCUUUUCCCUUUGGCCUUACAUUAUCUCGACUCAUUUGAUAAACCACAGGCUUUAAUAUCAGAAGAAGCCCUGGCUGAGAGAAAUGCUGCCACUGCUGGAGACAGACAGAUCAUUGGAUUAUCGCCUAAAAGCGAAUGUUCUUCAGCCAAAGGAAAUGCAAGUCGAAGAAGUUUUUCUUCUACGACAGUGUCAGCAAAAGUAGGCAGCAUUAGUGAAACUGAUCACAGCAGGAAGCGGGGGAUGGUUCUUCCUUUCACACCCCUUUCUAUCACUUUUGAUGAAAUCGGAUAUCAGGUGGACAUGCCACAGGAAAUAAAGGCCAAAGGAAUUCUUGAAGAUCGACUUGAACUUUUGAAGGGCGUUAAUGGAGCUUUUAGACCAGGUGUUCUGACAGCUCUAAUGGGUAUAAGUGGAGCUGGUAAAACAACUCUAAUGGAUGUGUUGUCUGGAAGGAAAACAACAGGAUACAUUCAAGGACAAAUCACUAUAUCGGGGUACCCUAAAAAGCAAGAAACGUUUGCUCGCAUAUCAGGAUACUGUGAGCAAAAUGAUAUUCACUCUCCCCAUGUUACUGUCUAUGAAUCUCUUGUUUAUUCUGCAUGGCUCCGGUUGCCACCUGAGGUUGAUUCUGCCACAAGAAAGAUGUUCAUUGAGGAAGUUAUAGAGUUGAUAGAGUUGACGUCAAUAAGAGAAGCGCUCGUUGGAUUGCCAGGUGUGAAUGGUCUGUCCACGGAGCAGCGCAAAAGAUUAACAAUUGCAGUCGAACUUGUUGCCAAUCCAUCUAUUAUAUUCAUGGAUGAACCUACCUCUGGCCUUGAUGCUAGAGCUGCUGCUAUAGUAAUGAGAACAGUGCGGAAUACGGUUGAUACAGGACGAACUGUUGUCUGCACAAUUCACCAGCCUAGUAUUGAUAUAUUUGAUGCUUUUGAUGAGCUACUUCUCUUGAAGCGUGGAGGAGAGGAAAUAUAUGUUGGGCCAUUAGGUCGCCAUUGUUCUCAUCUAAUCAAUUACUUUGAGGGAGUUAAUGGAGUGCCGAAAAUCAAGAAUGGUUAUAACCCUGCCACUUGGAUGUUGGAGGUUACUUCAGAAGUACAAGAAGAAGCUCUCGGAGUUAACUUCGCCGAGUUUUACAAGGAUUCUGAAUUAUACAGGAGAAACAAGGACUUGAUCAGGGAACUCAGUACCCCUACAGAGGGUUCUAAAGACUUGUACUUCACAACACAGCACUCACAAUCUUUCUUAACCCAAUGUAUGGCUUGCCUUUGGAAGCAGCACCUGUCGUAUUGGCGAAAUCCACCAUACAGUGCAGUGAGACUUUUAUUCACUAUAGUCAUUGCCUUCUUGUUCGGGACAAUAUUUUGGAAUAUUGGCAGCAAAAGGGAAAGAAAACAAGAUCUAUUUAACGCGAUGGGAUCCAUGUAUGCCGCAGUACUCUUCAUCGGGGCACAAAAUGCUACAUCAGUGCAACCAGUUGUAGCCAUUGAGCGAACAGUCUUCUAUAGAGAAAAGGCUGCUGGAAUGUACUCAGCAUUGCCAUAUGCAUUUGGACAGGUUGCUGUUGAGAUCCCAUACAUACUCAUACAGACCCUUCUAUAUGGCAUUAUAGUGUAUAUCAUGAUUGGGUUUGAAAAGACACCUGCCAAGUUCUUUUGGUAUCUAUUCUUCAUGUUCUUCACCUUGCUAUACUUCACCUUCUUUGGAAUGAUGCUUGUGGGUGCUACACCAGAUCACAACGUUGCUGCUAUAGUUUCCUUUGGCUUCUACUUGUUAUGGAACCUUUUCUCAGGAUUCGUGAUUCCCCGAACCAGAAUGCCAAUAUGGUGGAGAUGGUUUUUCUGGAUUUGUCCUAUGUCUUGGACUCUAUGUGGCUUGGUAACUACACAAUUUGGUGAUGUUAAAGAGCAUAUAGAUACUGGAGAGACCGUGGAAGAGUUUGUUAGAAGUUAUUUUGGGUAUGGAGAUGAGUUAAAAGGUGUAGCUGCAGCUGUGGUAGUUGGUUUUUCACUAAUCUUUGGAUCUACCUUUGCCUUUUCAAUUAAGGCAUUUAAUUUCCAAAAAAGAUGA